GCCUGGCCCCGCCUCCUCAGUUCCUCCUUCCAGGGAAGGGCCUGGGAGGAGAGGGUGGUGACACAGAGGAGGCACCCGCUGGGGCCUGGGCCUGCCCUCUGGACAGGUCCAGACCCAUGGAGCCCCCCAGGAGGAGCAGCAGGUCCACAGCGUCUCAUACUCUACACCAGUAUUGCUGUCCUACUCAAGUCCUUGACUCCAUGAAGCUUACCCCCUCAGGCAGGCUGGCAGAGAGCAGGGAAGAGGAGGAGGAGGAGGAGACUGAGGAAGAGGAAGAGGAAGACGCUCAUCAGUUCUGCUGUCCAGCCUCCGAGUGCAGCAGUCCCUCCUCUCGUGUGGAGGGUGAUGCCCCAGGCAGUGACCUGAGCACAGCGGUUGAUAGCCCUGGGAGUCAACCCCCCUACCGGCUGAGCCAGCUGCCUCCCGCCAGCAGCCAUAUGGGGGGCCCCCCUGCUGGGGUGGGCCUUCCCUGGGCUCAGCGGGCACGCCUCCAGCCAGCCAGUGUCGCCCUGAGGAAACAGGAGGAGGAGGAGAUAAAGCGCUCCAAGGCUCUAUCGGACAGCUAUGAACUCUCCACAGACCUGCAGGACAAGAAGGUAGAAAUGCUGGAGAGGAAGUACGGGGGCUCCUUCCUGAGCCGCAGGGCUGCCAGAACCAUCCAAACAGCCUUCCGCCAGUACCGCAUGAACAAGAACUUUGAACGGCUACGCAGCUCAGCCUCAGAGAGCCGCAUGUCCCGCCGCAUCAUCCUUUCCAACAUGCGGAUGCAGUUCUCCUUUGAGGAAUAUGAGAAGGCCCAGAACCCUGCGUACUUCGAGGGCAAGCCUGCCUCGCUGGACGAGGGUGCCAUGGCUGGUGCCCGGAGCCACCGGCUUGAUCGGGGGAUCCCAUAUGGAGGCUCCUGCAGUGGUGGCAUCGAUGGUGGUGGAAGCUCGGUCACCACAUCCGGAGAGUUUUCUAAUGACAUCACAGAGCUUGAGGACUCCUUCUCCAAACAGGUAAAGUCUCUGGCUGAAUCCAUCGACGAGGCCCUGAACUGCCACCCAUCAGGGCCCAUGUCUGAGGAGCCAGGGACAGCCCAGCUGGAGAAACGGGAGUCAAAGGAGCAGCAAGAGGACAGCUCAGCCCCAUCCUUCAGUGACCUUCCCUUCUACCUGGAUGACCCAGUUCCCCCCACCAUCUCCUGAGGCGUCUGGCCAGCACAGAGCCCCCCACCCCAGGGGCUGCCCAAGUUCUGGGCGCCAGCCCCUCUCCCACCAGUUCCUCCCCCAGUGCCCUCAGGGACCCGGGAAGAUGGUAGCCGUGAGGAAGGCACUCGCAGGGGUCCUGGCUGCUUAGAGUGCCGGGAUUUCUGACUGCGGGCCGCCCACCUUCCCCUGCUUACCAUUGAGCCUCCUAGCGACAGCUCCGUGGACCUGAGUGACCGCUCAGAUCGCGGCUCCGUCCACCGCCAGCUGGUGUAUGAGGCUGAUGGCUGUAGCCCCCAUGGGACCCUGAAGCACAAGGGGCCACCAGGCAGGGCCCCUAUCCCCCACCGUCACUACCCAGCCCCUGAGGGCCCAGCCCCAGCCCCUCCAGGGCCCCUGCCACCAGCCCCCAACAGUGGCACUGGGCCCAGUGGAGUGGCUGGGGGUCGGAGGUUGGGGAAAUGUGAGGCAGCAGGCGAGAACUCUGAUGGUGGAGAUAAUGAGAGCCUCGAGAGCUCCAGCAAUUCCAACGAGACCAUCAACUGCAGCUCUGGCUCCUCUUCUCGGGACAGCCUGCGGGAGCCUCCAGCCACUGGCCUCUGCAAGCAGACUUAUCAGCGGGAGACAAGGCACAGCUGGGACUCACCAGCCUUCAACAACGACGUGGUACAGAGGCGGCACUACAGAAUUGGCCUCAAUCUCUUCAAUAAAAAGCCAGAGAAGGGUAUCCAGUAUCUCAUCGAGUGGGGCUUCCUGUCAGACACGCCGGUGGGAGUGGCUCAUUUCAUCCUGGAGCGGAAAGGCCUGAGCCGGCAGAUGAUAGGGGAAUUCCUAGGGAACCGGCAGAAGCAGUUCAACAGAGACGUGUUGGACUGUGUGGUGGAUGAGAUGGACUUCUCCUCCAUGGAUUUGGAUGAUGCACUCCAGAAGUUCCAAUCCCAUAUCUGAGUUCAGGGUGAGGCCCAGGAAGUGGAGUGCCUCAUCGAAGCCUUCAGCCAGUGGUACUGUGUGUGUAAGCCAGCCCUUGUGCACCAGUUCCAGAACCCAGACACCAUCUUCAUCCUUGCUUUUGCCAUCAUCCUUCUCAAUACUGACAUGUACAGUCCCAGCGUCAAGGAUGAACGCAAGAUGAAGCUAGAUGACUUCAUCAAGAACCUGAGAGGGGUUGACAAUGGUGAAGACAUCCCCCGAGACCUCCUGGUGGGCAUCUACCAGCGCAUCCAGGGGCGUGAACUGCGGACCAACGACGACCAUGUGUCCCAGGUGCAGGCUGUGGAGCGCAUGAUUGUGGGCAAGAAACCGGUCCUGUCUCUUCCUCACUGUCGACUGGUUUGCUGCUGCCAGUUCUACAAGGUGCCAGAUCCAAACUGCCCCCAGAGGCUAGGGUUGCAUCAGCGAGAGGUCUUCCUCUUCAAUGAUCUUCUUGUGGUCACCAACAUUUUCCAGAAGAAGAAGAUCUUGGUGACAUAUAGCUUCCGUCAGUCCUUUCCUCUCAUGGAAAUGCACAUGCAGCUCUUCCAGAAUUCAUAUUACCAAUUUGGGAUCAAGUUGCUAUCUGCAGUACCUGGUGGGGAGAGAAAAGUCCUCAUCAUCUUCAAUGCUCCCAGCCUCCAGGACCGGCUGCGCUUCACAUCUGACCUGUGCGAGUCCACUGCCGAGGUGCAAGAGAUGGAGAAAUACCGUGUGGAGUUGGAGCUGGAGAAGCAGAAAGGUCUGAUGUGGCCUAACACCUCACAGCCUGGAGGGGCCAAAGACUCAGUGAAUGGGACGCUGGCCCGCAGUAGCCUGGAGGACACUUAUGGGGCAGGCGAUGGGCUCAAACGGGGCACACUCAGCAGCUCUUUAUGAGACCUCUCUGAUGCAGGGAAGCAGGGGCGGCGUAACAGCAUGGGAUCGCUGGACAGCACCGUCGAAGGGUCUGUUGUUAGCAGUCCACGCCCUCACCAGAGGAUGCCACCUCCGCCCCCACCCCCACCGCCAGAGGAGUACAAGAACCAGAGGCCUGUCUCCAACUCCUCAUCCUUCCUGGGCUCCCUAUUUGGAAGCAAGCGGGGCAAGGGGCCCUUCCAGAUGCCACCACCGCCAACAGGCCAGGCCUCUGCCUCCUCUUCAUCUGCUUCUUCCACCCACCAUCACCACCACCACCACCACCACGGUCACAGCCAUGGUGGCCUGGGGGUGCUACCUGAUGGGCGGUCCAAGCUCCAGGCCCUGCAUGCCCAGUAUUGCCAAGGACCGGGCCCUGCUCCACCGCCCUACCUCCCGCCCCAGCAACCCUCUCUUCCCCCACCUCCUCAGCAGCCCCCACCCCUACCCCAGCUAGGUUCCAUCCCACCGCCUCCAGCCUCGGCCCCACCUGUGGGGCCACACCGCCACUUCCAUGCCCAUGGCCCAGUCCCAGGCCCCCAGCACUGUACCUUGGGUUGGCCAGGCAGGGCUCCCAGGCGGGGAGCUGGAGGACACCCUCAGUUUGCGCCACAUGGCCGCCACCCCCUGUACCAGCCCACAUCCCCAUUGCUCCUGUACAGUCCUGCCCCCCAGCACCCUCCAGCCCACAAACAGGGCCCCAAGCACUUCAUCUUUAGUCACCACCCACAGAUGAUGCCAACAGCGGGGGCUUCUGGGGGCCCUGGAUCCCGGCCGCCAGGAAGUUCCUACUCCCACCCCCACCACCCCCAGUCACCAUUGUCACCGCACUCACCCAUCCCACCCCACCCCUCCUACCCACCCCUGCCCCCACCUUCACCCCAUACCCCUCACUCACCCCUGCCACCCACCUCACCCCAUGGUCCUCUGCACGCCUCUGGGCCCCCUGGCACAGCCAAUCCACCCACUGCAAACCCCAAGGCCAAGCCAAGCUGGAUCAGCACCAUGGUCUGAUGAAUGGAUAGAGCAAGCUGGGGCCCAGAAGAUCUGGGGAAACCACAGCAGGAGGGACCUUGCACCCUUCCUGCCUCCUCAGUUUUUUCAAAAUAUAUAUACACAUACAAAUGUCCUACUCCCCACUUCCUCCCUGCCUUGGGAUCCCUCCUUUAACCUCCUAAGUCAUCAUGGGGUUUUCUUCCAGAUUUGAGGAUCCUUGCCACUUGAACCCUAGACCCAGGGCUAUCUAGCCUUGGGGAGUGGUGAGAACUCAGAGAUCCUCUUCCUCUUUUUCCUCUGUUUGUCUCAGUCCUCUCCCUCCCCCAUUUUCCCUGGAGGUCUAGCUGGAUUGCCUCAGACCUCCAGGUCCUAGCCAGAUGGCCUCAGACCUCCAGGUCCUAGCUGGAUGGCCUCAGACGCCCAGGCCGUUCAGCUCUGGCCGGUAGAGAAGGGCAGGUGUCAGGAGCUGUUGGAGUAAAGGUUUUCCCAGAGCUCCUCUGGCAUGCGGGGCUAGGAAAGAGCUCUGUAGAGUUGUGGUCAAACCUCAGCUGGCUUGGCCCUCUCUCUGACCUCAGGGCCUGGCCAUGCACCUCCAUGUGUCUUUUUGCCUGCUGGAGGACACAGACUGUCAGUAUACUUGGUGGGUGGGACCCCACUUAUAAUGGCCCCCAGAUGGGGCAGUGCUUCCUCUCUGGAGCCAGUCUAUGCCCUAUCUCCAGUGGGCCCCAGCCCAGACCUCUUGAGCUUCAGGACCUCGUCUCUCCCUGCAACAUUCUUAAUCCUGAUCAAAGUCCAUACAGGUUUUUUUUUUUUUUUUUUUAUGAAGGUGGUGGGGGGCAGGUCUGGGAUAAGAAGGGCACUGCCCUCCUUCACCCAUAUUGCAUGCCCCCUCCCCCAUUCCCUUACACUUUGCCUACAACUGAAGACAAUGCACUUUACAGAUAUCACCCACACACACCUUGCUGGGCAGGGCACUCAGCAUCAGCCCUGGGGAGAGGUUUUCAGAGGGUCAUCGUGAGCCCAAGAUGUCCUUCCUGAGGCAGAGAUUGAAGCCAACAGAGUGGGGGGCUGGGAGCCAGGAUGCCUGAGUCCUUCUGUCCGUCAGAAUCUCCGCUGCCUCUCCAGCCCCUUUGCCACCCUGUUUAUUUAUUAUAAAUAUAUAUUUUUACAAGCUCCAGCUCCUCUUCUUGCCCUGCAUAUCCAGUCCCUUUCUCAGCUCCUACCUCCCUCUCCUCUCUCCACCACAGUUGCUCAGUGCAGACAGACAGACCCUGGCUGUAUGAAGGGCCAGGAACCUCGGGGAGCUUGGGGU
Messenger RNA from Choloepus didactylus (southern two-toed sloth), 5361 nucleotides. RefSeq names its product IQ motif and Sec7 domain ArfGEF 2 (gene IQSEC2). The record is from RefSeq and is a predicted model, not a curated record. Gene Ontology annotation, biological process: actin cytoskeleton organization; regulation of ARF protein signal transduction. Lineage: Eukaryota; Metazoa; Chordata; Mammalia; Pilosa; Megalonychidae. Gene Ontology annotation, molecular function: protein binding; guanyl-nucleotide exchange factor activity.